AUGUUUCUGUCCAAAAAUUGCAAGAUACUUAUUGACGAAUAUUUGCUACGCGACUUCGCCACGAUCACGUCUCAUGCUGAUAUCAUGGCAGCUAUUCACGUUCAACCCGGCUACUUUCGCCGUUUUUUUCAGCUACCAGAGGUACGCCAGUCGCGUCUCUUCAAGUCUCACGCAAUCUACCGUUUAAUUUCGGCUGAGCCUCUUCACACUGGUGAAAGCUCUGAUGUAUCUUCUCGGUUGUCAACUCGGCUCGACGUCGACCCGCACGACGUUUAUGCCACUUUUACCAGCCUGUUUCCGACGGCUGAUCUACAGGCUGCGGCGAUUCAUAGUGCCGUCAGUGAUCUCUUUUUGAUGAUCUUUGCACCCAGCAUUUACGUUGAUCCGGUCAAGAUCUUCGCUUUACUUCCGGGUCUGCCAAGCCCGAAACGUAUCCGGCACACGCCUUUUCUACUUUGGAGCGACAUCAACUUGCUUUCAAUAGCUCGUUCGGAUGUUUUGCGAAUUAACUUAACGGAUUCUCGCACUCCUACACAUGUCAUCACGGCGCUGACUUACCUCGCCGAUACUACGGUCCCGACUACGGCGGCCAUUGGAACAUCUCGCCUGGUCCGUCCUCACUUCUAG
Messenger RNA from Peronospora farinosa, 627 nucleotides. The record is from the annotation of a GenBank genome assembly. Lineage: Eukaryota; Oomycota; Peronosporomycetes; Peronosporales; Peronosporaceae.